Molecule: messenger RNA, 839 nt
Organism: Salvia miltiorrhiza (redroot sage)
Lineage: Eukaryota; Viridiplantae; Streptophyta; Magnoliopsida; Lamiales; Lamiaceae
Product: 40S ribosomal protein S11-like
Exons: 6
Coding region: 169-648 (159 amino acids)
Biological process (GO): translation
Cellular component (GO): cytosolic small ribosomal subunit; ribosome
Molecular function (GO): structural constituent of ribosome
Source: RefSeq, a predicted model, not a curated record
ACAACACCAAUUACCAAUUCUUGGGCCAACCCAAACCCUAAGCCCUAAUCCAUAGCAAGCAAUUUGCAUUUAUUCCGAAACACAAUCAUUAAACUCCAAAACAUACAGAAAAUCUGCCGCGAUUUCGCCCGUCUCCUCAUUCUCAUCUGCAUUGCUUGGCCUGCAACCAUGGCGGAACAGACCGAGAAAGCGUUUCUGAAGCAGCCGAAAGUGUUUCUAUGCUCGAAGAAGUCGGGGAAGGGUAAAGCACCUGGAAAGGGCGGCAACCGCUACUGGAAAAACAUCGGAUUAGGGUUCAAGACCCCGCGUGAAGCAACUGAAGGCACAUAUAUUGACAAAAAAUGUCCGUUCACCGGUGAUGUGUCCAUCCGAGGCCGUAUCCUUGCUGGAACCUGCCACAGUGCUAAGAUGAUGAGAACAAUUAUUGUUCGACGUAAUUACUUGCACUGGGUGAAGAAGUAUCAAAGAUACGAAAAGAGGCACUCAAAUAUUCCAGCUCACAUAUCCCCUUGUUUCCGUGUGAAAGAGGGUGACCAUGUCAUCAUCGGCCAAUGCAGGCCGUUGUCAAAAACCGUAAGAUUCAAUGUUCUUAAGGUGAUACCAGCAGGAUCAUCCGGUCUAGGAAAGAAGGCCUUCACAGGGAUGUGAAGAAACAGGCAAUGUAUACUUCUCCCAAACGUUUAAUAUCUCAUUUUGAGAUGGUUUUGUAGACUAGUCUCAGUCGAAACUUGAGCUGUCCCUUACGUUUAACUUUCAAGCAUCAUUUUUGAAAUUUAUCGAAUUCAGAGCAACAUUCCAUUUCGGGAAAGAAUUGAAAGAUGCAGAAUACCUGUUCACCA